Molecule: messenger RNA, 1185 nt
Organism: Amaranthus tricolor (Joseph's coat)
Lineage: Eukaryota; Viridiplantae; Streptophyta; Magnoliopsida; Caryophyllales; Amaranthaceae
Product: protein EMBRYO DEFECTIVE 514-like
Exons: 3
Coding region: 162-614 (150 amino acids)
Source: RefSeq, a predicted model, not a curated record
UUACAAUCGCUACUAUAACCGUGCAUGCUUCAUAAAUCAUAACUUCCCUUCACAAAUCAGCCGCAAUUUCUAACACUUCCUUUAAAAACCCUAAUUACAUAGAGAAGUCAUUCAAAUUACUUAGCUUACAAACCCCUAAACAUCAAACCACAACAGAGGAUAUGGAUCUGGAGAACCCGGAACCCGUUACAGAAGAUGGAACUACUAAAAGAGUCAGAGAAGAAAAUGAGGAAGAAAACAAUGGCGUUUCGAAGAAGCUGAAAGUUGAGGAUGAUAAGUCUGUUGAAGAAGUGAGGAUGGAGAAGAUUGAAGAAGACAAUGAAAAUGGUGAAGAAGAGAAAGGGAAGGAAGAGGAUCCAAAGAAAACUGAUGAACCAGUUAGUUUGGGUCCGAAAACAUUCGGAUCAUGUACUGAAUUGUUUGAAUAUUUUUGCAAGUUGCUUCAUCACAGGCCUUCAAAUGUUCAAGUCAAUAAGAGUGAAUCAGUGAAGAAAUCCAAACACAAGAUGGUGGCUAAUCUAACAACAAAUUUGUCUCAAGGUGGCCAAUCUCUUCUAAGGGGUCUUACCAAUUGUAAUGGCUCUUGUUUACCAAAAUCACAGGCUAUCUUGUAAAGCUCUACAAUCAUCUGUACAAUUUCAUGGAUUUUGCUUUCUGUUUUCCAUAUUUGUAAUAACUGAACUCCCAUUUUUUUAUUUAAUUAGUUUAUUAAUUUCAAAAAAUUGAUUUUAUUGGGGUGUAUGGUACUAUUAGUUAGGGAGAAUAAGGUAUAAUCUUUGUGAGUGACGUUAUCUUGCACUUGUUUGUUUUGGUUCAUGUAGCUAAUAAUAUAUUGUUGUGAUGAAGACGUUAGCAUUGUUUAUAAUUACAAAAGUUUCGAGUAUAUGUAGACUAAAGGGUGAAUACUUGUUAUGAAAGGUGGGUUUUGAAACUUGGGGAAGUACAAACUAUGCAAAUGCAUGGAUUGAAUGGUAGGAGAACUAACAUUUAUGGGUUCAUAAUUAUUGGUAGUAUUCUGCGAUUGUUUGUAUGCCAUUUUUCGACGACGUGAAAAUGGUGAUUGCUGGAGAUUUUUAUUGUUUUGAUCAUGAUUUAUUGAAUGACUUGUUCGAUGCCUAUAUGCCAAGUAUCUUCUUUUGGUACAACAUGUGCUUUUUUCUUGUUUUCUGAUUCCGUAAAUUGCAU